AUGGAUGUAUACUCUGGCGUGGGGUUUGGGCUCUCUGAGACAAAGCUCUCUGAGAACCUUGGAGUAGAAUGUGUUUACAAGGCCAUUGACGGUGGCGGGCGACUUGACAUCGGGCUGGCGCAGCUCGUUUCUGAGACGACAUGCAACUCCGAGAUCCAGGCGCAGAGGGUCUUUUAUGCCCUGCUCUCCUACUUGCCUCCAAGGGCUCCAGAUCCAUACGCGAUUGGACACUCCGACCAUGUUCUGACACUCAAAGCCUUGCAGGUACUCGAUCAUGCCCUGCACAACGGCUCGAGUUACUUCGAAGCGCUGGUGCGUCAGCAAAGAGACACUCUGCUGAGUCGGCUCAGCAUGUACGAGGCAUCGGGGGACGACAGUCUACGAGAUUUGCGUCUGGAAGCUGGGGCAGUAAGAAGACUCAUAUCAGAUGAUGGGCAGCAGUUGGACUUUGAACGAAAGCAUAGCCAUACGACCCGCUGGUCUGCGAGAAUCAACCGGGGUGUACCUGCUGUUCCACGCCCAUCGCUGAUCUCAACAUCUUUAGGCGGAGAUGGCCUAGAUGAUGCCUCAGUAAGUGACACAUUCGACUUGUCUGGGCAGGCAACACCACAAGCUCCAACUGGCCAUGCCGGCACGGCACAUUCGAACAGCCCCAGACCAUCUUCUGCUCCGACCUGGUCGCCUCCACUGCACUCCCCUUUUGCAUCUCGAGGUUACACAAGGAAGCCGUCUAAUAUCGCUUCAAACGAUGGUGCUUGGACCUCAUCAUAUAUUUCCCAAGUACCACUGAGAACGGUAGGGGACCUUCCUAAACGCAGACCGCUACCCCGUCGCACAAGCUCUACUGAAGGCCUUCGGGAUGGGAAACUGAUCAAAACCUCGUAUAUUGACGAGAUAAGCCACGCUGAGGAGUAUCCAGAAGAAGAACUGAUAUCUGGCGCAUGGAAGAGCGAAUUGUCCCUGUUAGGUGAUGAGAUGGUAGAAUACAUUGAAUUUGUUCAG
Messenger RNA from Clonostachys byssicola, 1002 nucleotides. The record is from the annotation of a GenBank genome assembly. Lineage: Eukaryota; Fungi; Ascomycota; Sordariomycetes; Hypocreales; Bionectriaceae.